ACAACAACAGCAACAACAACAACAGCAAACAAAAGCACCACCUCCUCGUCGACAUUUCCUUCAUGUGCUGGCGCGCCGUUGGCAACUACACCUGUGGACGGCACCCGAUCAAGACAUACUCUUAUUGUAAGAGCGUGUCGCAUUUUGGUGCGUGCGUCCAAGGUGAUCCGCGGUUGUGGGAGCAACAGCCCUGUGAGAAGGUGACUGACGUCGCUCCGCAAAAGAUGCUGAUUCCCUGCGUCAAACCCGAGUGCCUGGCCCUGUCGGCAGGUUUGCAGCUCGUCAGACCUGUCGGAGACCCAGAAGUCACUGGCAAGGAUGGCGGCGACUAUGCUCCGAAAAGCCCAAUGGCAGGCGAGGAUGCAGCAGCUACGAGAGAGGACGCGGGAGCUACGGGCGAUGACGCGCCUUCGCCCGGCACCGGUGACGGAAGCUUCGGGGCGCUGUGGAUCAAGGGCGCCGACGAAGACCUGCAUCAUGUGUGCCGCUGCUAUAGGAAUGGCUGCGGCUGCACCAAGUACGACGAUGACAUGGGGAGUCCCGCAAGCCUGCGCUGUGACGACUGCCGCGAAAUGAAGGGCAAGUGUCUUGUCAGGAAUGCGGCCCUUGACCAUGUGCUCGCAAAGAUGUCCACCUAAGAACAUGUGGACAGUGUCGUUGUUUACACGACCACUAUUGUACAUUAAAUAAAUUUUUGCAUGAUUUCCAUGCCAGUUUUGUUCUCUGAAUGUGGGAUGGGGGAUCCUGACGUGUACAGCAACCGAACGUAUCAUUUGUUUUCCGUCAAAAAUUUCUUUCCGCCAUGACCCAUUCCAAAUAUUUGUACCGCCCGUCCCAUUCGACUUGGUCUUGUGACUCCAUUUUAUUCAAAAGCCUCCUUGAUUGGCUUGAUGGCCUCCAACGUGCUCCUCCCAUCGGCAUCCUUGGCUAGGAAGCUCUCGACGGUGUCUCUGAUGCUGUCCUCGAGCGAGAUCCACCCACUGCCGUCGCCGACCUGCUUGAUCAGCUCCUCGGCGUCGUCGGUCGGCACGUCAAAGGCGUCCCAGCCGGCUUCGGGCAGGGCGGGCCACUCUGUGCGUUGCGGGUAGAGCGCCUUCCUUGAUGAUGUCGAGCACGCGCGGCCAGCUGUAGCGCUUGGCGAAGCCGUAGACGCGGCGGCCGUCGAGGCCCGGCAGGGCCAGGCACGCGACGUACAGCCUGCCCACGUCGCGGGCGUCGACGAACCACCACUGCGGCGCCAUGUGGACGUGCGCGUCGAGCCCGCGGCCCUUCCCACAGCCACCGCACGAGCCCGACGGUGCUGGCGCCCUGCCGCGCCGGGUCCAUGACGGGGUCGAAGGCGGUGUCGGGCAGCACGACGUUGAAGCUGUAGCCCGGCCUUGCGGAACGCACCCACUCCCACACCUUGCGCUCGUACCCGACCUUCAUGGCCAUGACGCCGCACAGUCCGCGCGGCCGGCUCGACUGCUCCUCCUCCUCCUCCUCGGCGGCGGCGGCGGCGGCGGCGGCGAGGGAUACG
Molecule: messenger RNA, 1519 nt
Organism: Gaeumannomyces tritici R3-111a-1
Lineage: Eukaryota; Fungi; Ascomycota; Sordariomycetes; Magnaporthales; Magnaporthaceae
Exons: 1
Coding region: 63-638 (191 amino acids)
Source: RefSeq, a predicted model, not a curated record